AUGGCGACCACGGCCAUGCACUACGCCCACUGCGGCGCCAACGACGGCUGCAGGCUCGCCUUCCAGUCCUCGCUGCCCCUCACCGGGGCGGCCUCCGUAACGCAGUGCGUCGUCCUCAUGCACGGCUUCAGUGGCUCGAGCGACUACUUUUACCGCAACUUCGACGCCCUCGUCGCGGCGGGCCUCUGGGUCGUCGCCCCGGACAUGCGCGGCCACGGCAAGUCGGACCGCACGCGGGGCGGGUACCACGUCGCUCGCCUCGCCGCCGACCUGCACAACCUCGUCGCCCACCUGCGCCGCGCCGCGCCGGACGUCAAGUUUGUACCCGUGGGCUGCUCCAUCGGCGCCGCCGUGCUCUGGACCUACGUUGAGCUGUUUGGGUGCGUCGACUUUGCGGGCUUCGUCUUUGUCGACCAGGCCCCGCUGCAGGACCGCUCGCCGUUUGACGGGUGGGACGAGAGCAAGGCGCACACGGGGUGCUACGACGAGAAGAGCAUGCUGGCCGCGCAGCAGUUCUGGAUGAACGAAUCCGCGGCCGCGCACGUGGACCUCGUGGACGGGUGCUUGGGGUACCGGGCGAAGCCCGACCCGACCGACAACGUCGCGCCCGAGACGAGGGAGAAGGACGAGGCCUUCUUCACGGGCAUCAGCGCGCUGUGCGACCAGGCGUGGCUGGCGCGGCUGCUGGCCGACCACACGCGGUACGACCACCGCGAGGCGAUUGAGAUGAUUAGCGUGCCGACGCUGGUCAUGGCGGGGCGGAGGUCGGGAUGUUUCCCCCUGGAGGGCAUGCUCGAGACGGUGAAGCGGGUGGAGAAGAACCGGCCCGGCCUGGCAAAGGCGUCGGUGUUCGAGUCUGGACACUGGUUGUUUUAUGAGGACCCAGAGAGGUUCAACCGCGAGAUUGCUGAGUUUGUGGAUCAGUUUUCGAAGUGA
Molecule: messenger RNA, 936 nt
Organism: Colletotrichum spaethianum
Lineage: Eukaryota; Fungi; Ascomycota; Sordariomycetes; Glomerellales; Glomerellaceae
Product: AB hydrolase superfamily protein YdjP
Exons: 1
Coding region: 1-936 (311 amino acids)
Molecular function (GO): catalytic activity
Source: RefSeq, a predicted model, not a curated record